GGGGCCGGGGGGGCCGGGGGGGCCGGGGGGGCCCUGCAGUUCCUGGCGCUGGGCGACUGGGGGGGGCUGCCCGAGCCGCCCUUCGCCACCCCCCGGCAGCGGGCCACGGCGGCGGCCAUGGGGCGGGCGGCCGCCACCCCCGGCGCCCACUUCGUCCUCGCCCUGGGCGACAACUUCUACUACGAGGGGGUGCGCGACGAGCGGGACCCCCGCUUCCAGGAGACCUUCGAGCGGGUGUUCACGGCGCCGGCGCUGCGGGAGCUGCCCUGGUUCGUGAUGGCCGGGAACCACGACCACGCGGGCAACGUGUCCGCCCAGGUGGCCUACACGCGCCUGUCCCCUCGCUGGCGCUUCCCGCACCCCUACUACAGCCUGCGCUGGGAGCUGCCGGGCGCCAACGUCUCGGCGCGGCUGCUGGUGCUGGACACGGUGCUGCUGUGCGGCGCCGCCGACGACUUCGGGGGGGGCCCGGGGGGGCCGCGGGACGCGGCGGCCGCCCGGGCCCAGCUGUCCUGGCUGCGGGGCCGCCUGGCCGCCGCCCGCGGGGACCGGUACCUGCUGGUGGCCGGCCACUACCCGGUGUGGUCGGUGGCCGAGCACGGCCCCACGGGCUGCCUGCUGCGCCGGCUGCGGCCCCUGCUCGCCCGCCACCGCGCCACCGCCUACCUCUGCGGCCACGACCACAACCUCCAGUUCCUGCAGGAGGCCGGCGUGGGCUACGUGGUGAGCGGGGCCGGCAACUUCAUGGUGGGCUCCCAGCAGCACCGGGGGGCCGUGCCCCCCCGCGCCCUGCGCUUCUUCUUCGGGGACCCGGCGUCGCCCGGCGGCUUCGCCCACCUGCGCCUCGACGCCCGCGCCCUCACCGUCACCUUCCUCGAGGCCACCGGCCGCGUCCUCUACCGCGUGGCCCUGCCGCCCCGCGACCUCUGAGACCCCCCCCCCCCCGCCCCACGGACCCCCCAGAAGAGCCGGGACGCGGGCCCCCCCCCCACCAUGGACCAUGGAGGUGGAGCUCUACCAGGAGCCCCAGCAUGGACCCCCCCCCAGCAUGGACCCCCACCAUGGACCCCCCCCACCAUGGACCCCCCCCUACCAUGGAUCCCCACCAGGACCCCCAGCAUGGACCAUGGAGGUGGAGCUCUACCAGGAGCCCCAGCAUGGACCCCCCCAGCAUGGACCCCCCCAUGGACCCCCAUCAUGGACCCCCCCACCAUGGACCCCCCCCUACCAUGGAACCCCACCAGGACCCCCAGCAUGGACCAUGGAGGUGGAGCUCUACCAGGAGCCCCAGCAUGGACCCCCCCAGCAUGGACCCCCCCAGCAUGGACCCCCACCAUGGACCCCCAUCAUGGACCCCCCCCUACCAUGGACCCCCACCAGGACCCCCAGCAUGGACCAUGGAGGUGGAGCUCUACCAGGAGCCCCAGCAUGGACCCCCCCGCCAUGGACCUCCAUCAUGGACCCCCAUCAUGGACCCCCCCCACCAUGGACCAUGGAGGUGGAGCUCUACCAGGACCCCCAGCAUGGACCCCCCCACCAUGGACCCCCAUCAUGGACCCCCCCGCCAUGGACCCCCCCCACCAUGGACCAUGGAGGUGGAGCUCUACCAGGACCCCCAGCAUGGACCCCCCCACCAUGGACCCCCCCCUACCAUGGAACCCCACCAGGACCCCCAGCAUGGACCAUGGAGGUGGAGCUCUACCAGGAGCCCCAGCAUGGACCCCCCCCGCCAUGGACCCCCCCCCAUGGACCCCCCCCCACCAUGGACCAUGGAGGUGGAGCUCUACCAGGACCCCCAUCAUGGACCCCCCCCGCCAUGGA
Messenger RNA from Dromaius novaehollandiae (emu), 1821 nucleotides. It is a transcript of the gene ACP5, whose product is annotated as acid phosphatase 5, tartrate resistant. Gene Ontology annotation, molecular function: ferric iron binding; acid phosphatase activity; ferrous iron binding. Bases 118 to 930 code for a protein of 270 amino acids. The transcript has 4 exons. The record is from RefSeq and is a predicted model, not a curated record. Gene Ontology annotation, biological process: bone resorption. NCBI's taxonomy places the organism in Eukaryota, Metazoa, Chordata, Aves, Casuariiformes, Dromaiidae.